Molecule: messenger RNA, 3623 nt
Organism: Polypterus senegalus (gray bichir)
Lineage: Eukaryota; Metazoa; Chordata; Cladistia; Polypteriformes; Polypteridae
Product: tumor necrosis factor receptor superfamily member 4-like
Exons: 7
Coding region: 31-927 (298 amino acids)
Biological process (GO): apoptotic process; regulation of cell population proliferation; signal transduction
Cellular component (GO): membrane; external side of plasma membrane
Molecular function (GO): transmembrane signaling receptor activity; cytokine binding
Source: RefSeq, a predicted model, not a curated record
CAUUCAUUAUCUGUCAGCUCAUCUCAGAACAUGCGUAUGUGUUUAAGCGUCUUGUCUUUACUCUGCUGGCUGCUUUCUGGUUUAAAUGGAUCUUCGACCAUUUGCAGACGUGGUCAAAAAUUACAACGGGGCGCCUGCGUGGAGUGUGACAUUGGCACAUAUCAGGACGAAGAAGGGAGGAAGCUGUCAUGCCAAAAGUGCCUGACCUGCGAAACCAAAACUGGAAGCGAACAAGUGGAGUCGUGCACCAAAACGUCCAACACAAAGUGUAGCUGCCCAGAGCACUUUGAGUGCUCACGGAACUUCUGUGACGAGUGCUACUGCCCCGUGGGACGGGGGCUAAACAAAAAAGAAUGUCAUCCCUGUCCAGAUGGCUACUUUUCUUCCGCAGUGAAUUCUCCAUGCCAAAAGUGGACCAACUGCACAGAGAAAGGACAGAAGGUCCUAAAAGGCGGGUCAAAAACACAGGACGUGGUCUGCAGCGAUUUGCCGGUAAAGACAGUGCCUGUCGGGGUCACUUCUAGUGCAUCCCACAAAACCCCUUCACGUGGACCUUCAGGAGGACCCCGUUCACAAAACUCUUCAGCUGGAGUCUCCCACCGAACUUCUCAGAGCCCAACAAGAGACGACGUGAAUUCUCAAAUCAGAAGCACGAGCCCACCUGUGACCCAAAGCAGUGAAAUGUCAUGGGCUACAGUAAGAAAUGUGACAAAAGGAAAGCCGGAGCUGCAGACCCCUUUCCCCUCACUUUUAUUCCUGGUGCUUAGUGUCCUGGCUGUGAUCUUCAUCAUCUACAUAAUUCUUGCCUGGCCUCGGAUUAAGAAAAUCAAGAAGCACUUAAGGCAAGGAAAAAACUCUCAUUUAGCAGUUCGGAUUCCUGUUCAAGAAGAAGAUGAAGGUGCCAGGUCCUCCAUUGUGAAGAACUGAGAUUUUUUUUUUUUUUAUUAUUUUGCUUCGGCAAAAUGUUACAACCCAAUAUUUGUAAUACAAAUAUUUAACAAGUAUGCCCCCCCCACCACCCCCAUCAAAGUGAGGGAAAGGCACAGGAAACAUUGAAACUAGUAGAACACAUAGUGGGAACCAUCUUCAGCAGUUUAUUUCUACGUUAAAUGCUUCAGUGACGUUUAGUAAUUGCCAGUUCAGUUAUCUACAGUAUUUAUUUUAUUGUAUUUAUUUGGGGGACAGAUUAAAUCGUAAGAUUAAAUUCCGCUUCACAUAUGAUGCUCUCUGGGACUCUCAUCAGAACACCAGAGGCAGAUCCCCAUUUUAUUGGGAGCACAAUAAUGCAGGAGACAUCAGCCUAUUAAGCGGUGCAACCCCCCCAUAAAAGAUUAAAUGAGCACUGCACUCUUUGUAAAGACACAUGUGGACACUUUCCACAUAUUGCUAAGGACGCCUAUUGUGUAGGUUGAUUAGUCCCAAAUGGUGGGACCUACAGAACGUACUUCUAGGCAGCUUACUGACACUUCCACUUCCACUUCCAUCAGACGUUGAGAUGGAUCGUGUGGUCAUGGAGGUAUAAGUGAAACGAAAGAAAUUGUCUUUUCAUAAAAGACUUUUUUAUGAUUAUUUAAUGUUAUUUUUCUUCGGAAAUGAGUGUGGUGGUCUAAUUUAUACUGUGAAACACAGAUCACGAUGAAGAAGAUGGUACACCAGUUUGUGAAAACUAAAAGUAGUAUUUUUAUGAAUUCAUGCAGGUGAACGAUACAAUCAACACUAGCUGGCGCCAAGCAAAAGGACAAAGCAGUUAAAAAGCCUGUCUGUUUCUGUGCCAAGAGCAUGCCCUACCCAAUAUUUCUUUAACAAAUCUGUGAAAAACAGUUGAUGUGGCACCUUUUGGCAUUCCACUAGGUGAUCAUACCCCAGAGCCCUGGACAUCUCUUAAAUGUCCAAAUGCCAGGCUGCCUCUGUUUUUGGCCAGCAGAGUCCCUACUUCCCAUCUCUAUUGCCACCUGCUGGCCAUGAGGAUUUGUGCUAAGCCUCUGCCAGCCCCCAAGUCCAUCUCCCCAGGAUUUCUCUCUUUCUCUCUUGAAAUGGAAAGGGGCACCUUCUUCAGAGGGCAGGGCCUUUCCAAGCACAUUGGCAUUGAAGAGGUGGGUUUAUCUUAGUACACUCAUGUCAGUGAUCACUCAGGUGGCACAUUUGCACUUACAAAUACCUUGUAACAGAAUAAGAGGACAAUGUUGGGGUGCCAAGUACAUUUGGAGACAGUGAGGUUAAAAAAAAAAUUAAAAACACACAAAUUGCAGAGCUGUACACACAUGAGAUCAAGACAGAACUGUUCCAAGAUGGCGGAGCUUCUGGUUUUGGGCCCUUCUGACAGGAAGAGGCGGGUCCAGUGGACGGACACCGGAAGUGAUGUCAGAGGUGUUCUAGCUGUCAAUCAAAUCAAACAGCCUGCAGAGGGAGAAGGAGAGAGAGGCAUUAGGAUGCAGCGCCAACUCCUGGAGCGGCAGUAGAAUGGCAGUCACUAGAGUCCCGUUAGCUGUCCCCUAUGCAUAUGCAUGUAACAGCCUUAAGGUCCAGGAAACCUCUUUCAGUAUCGCUGUCUUUAAAGUGCAUGAAUUUGUUCUACUUUUUAAAUAAAUUUGGACUACAUCACUGACUGGUCCUCAUUCAGUCAACAAGGCCUACAUUGGCCAAAUUGGAGAUUUGACCCAAGACAACACUGAGAUUAGAACAAAUUAGAGCAGAGGGCAGGCCAUUCAGCCCAACAAAUCUUGCCAGUCCUAUCCACUAUGCACUAUUGGAGGUCUCCGUCCCCUCUGUGUAGAGUUUAAUGUAAGGGUGGCGUAAUCACAUUGCAAUCUUUUCUUCGUGACGUUAAGUACUACCUCUACCCAACAUACUCUUCCUAAUAACAUUAACUCCAUCGCCACUAGUCACCCCUUUCUUUGAACACGGUCAGAACAAGCAGGUGGGCAUCUCCAGGAGCAGGACGUUUGUGUAGGGCUUCUGCUGAGGAUACUUUAAGUGGCUAGUGAGAGCUCGGAGGGCCCAAGUAGGAGUGUGUGAGGCCGUUUGCGUCUCUACUGGUCUCACUAUUGUCCUGUGUAGUCCGUGUGUUCUCUGUGUCCAGUCAAAGCGAAUGACCUUUGGUGAGUCCGCUGAAGCGGCAGUUGUGGUCGACUUGCCUUUUACGUUCAUAGCAUCCAAUUAGAAGGACUGACUUUUGGUGUGAUGAUUGGACCUCUGUACAUACAAUUAUUUUGUACUUUUAAUUUCAAACUGGAUAUUUUAUAAUAAAUUGUGAAAAUGUUCUAAUUAUUUGUUUUUUAAAUAUACAUAAUGUUUUACAUAUUAGAGGUUUUUUUUUUAUCAUGAGUACGCAACACCGAUAAUUCUAUGUAUAUGUUUGUGUAAGAAAUUCAGCUCUCUAGAAUUUCUUGUGUACGCGAAGCAGGGAAUGUUUUCUAUACAUGUAAAUAGUGUAAAUGUGUAAACCGUUUUAAAGAGUACAUUCAUUUUUUAUUAUGAACUUACUUUGCAUCGGUUGUACUUCUGCAGAUUAGUGCAUUGUGGAUUCAGGCUCAGUCUUUUUUGGGUGGAGAUGUUUACUCAAGAUGCAAGUAUUUGUACAGUGUGUUCACUCUGUGUGAGAAAAAAUCAAUAAAAUAAAAUGA